AUUUAAAUGAGUUAAAGAAUCUACCAUUAGAUUCUAGAACUUUAUUAAACUGUCCUAAAUCUGGUAGUGCACCUAUUAUUCGAAUGGAAAACGGUCAAUAUUUUCAUUUGGGACUAAGAGAAGGUUUAAUACACUUAUUGCAACAGUAUCCAUACUUGCAACAAUUAAAUGUAUUACCUGUUUGGAUAGCAAUAGACAGAAUACCAAUAUUAGGUCAUGAAUUUUGGCCAAUUAUGGGAGGUCUAAAAUUGGAUACUGAACAAAUCCUUCCAUUUGUGAUUGGAGUUUAUUGUGGGAACAAAAAGCCAGGAAAUGUCACAGAAUACUUGAAACAACUAAUUGAAGACAUUAAUCAUAUUUUAGAUAAUGGAUUUGAGUUAGAUAAUCAAAUAUAUAACAUCAAACUUAUGGGAUUUAUAGCUGAUGCACCUGCCAGGUCAUUUUUGAAGUGUAUCAAAGGACACAUGGCUUAUUUUGCUUGUGAAAAAUGUACAGAAGAAGGAUAUUAUACAGAGAAUCGUAUGUGUUUUCCUGAUGGCAAUGCAAAUUUAAGAGAUGACAUAUCAUUUUGUGAGAAAUUGCAGCCAGAACAUCAUACAGGGGAUACACCUUUACUAUUAAUACCAUCUUUAGGUUUGGUUUCAAAUUUUUCCAUUAGAUUACCUACAUUUAUGCUGUUUAG
Acyrthosiphon pisum (pea aphid) is the source of this 682-nucleotide messenger RNA. RefSeq lists its product as uncharacterized. NCBI's taxonomy places the organism in Eukaryota, Metazoa, Arthropoda, Insecta, Hemiptera, Aphididae. The annotation marks the transcript as partial. The record is from RefSeq and is a predicted model, not a curated record. The transcript has 2 exons.